Molecule: messenger RNA, 888 nt
Organism: Hyaloperonospora brassicae
Lineage: Eukaryota; Oomycota; Peronosporomycetes; Peronosporales; Peronosporaceae
Source: the annotation of a GenBank genome assembly
AUGCGGUCUAUCUACCACUUUGCACUCUCCCUGAGUAGUGUGCUGCUGUUCGUCCUUAUUAGUUUGGCCACGGGUCUCGACGCACUAGAGACCCCGACAUUUCGUGCUCAUGCCGUCAAGUUAAAGGCUGCCAAGAACCUGCCGAGGGAUCACGCGCUCCGCGUAAACGAUCAAGAGGAUCGUGGGCUUCAUGCGAGACUUUCUGGCAGCAGUCUACGGAAGGCGGGUAGGGUCAUCAAGACUAAAUUUGGUUCCUUUUUCGCUUCAUUGUGCAAUUCAGGUACGAAUCACGAGCUGGCCGGAAUCGCAAAAACGAUCGACGAGUACCACGUUGACACAUCGCACAAGCGUCCAGGUGUUAUUAGUGCUGCUAUGAAACAAGCUGAUGACCGCAUUCUCCUCGCGCAGCGUGAAGAAGUCAAACGAAUGGCGAUGGACUACUACAAACUCACACCUAAGAAGCAUUCCAAAAAAGCCAAAGCGUCUCAAGAAAAUCUGCUCGAUGCUUUGUUGAAAACUACGAACAUUAAACAGCUGAUGUCUGAUCUACGAGAUCGGAAUGCGCAAUCGAAGGACGCUGAGACUUAUCAUCAUCUUCGCAACACGCUUGAUGAUUUCAAGGCUGCCGUGUUUCUUCUUGUGUUGCAGCGCAAUAAAUUGGAACGCGAGCUUGGGGCACGGUGCGAAUGGGCGCAGUUCGAUUGGUGGAUCAUAAGCGAACGAAAGCCUGAAGACGUGCUAGCGGGAUUUCUGACAGUAGCGCAGUCGGAAAACGAUAUACACGUCGCCAUGGACAUUGUAGCCCGCUACAUGCGCUACAUAAAACGCAAACAGAUGGCAUUGUCCCGUCAGAACCAGCGCAAAGCAGGGCCUUCGUCGAUACAAUAA